CCAUGAGCCUGCUCGUAUCUUCAUCAAGCCUACGUCUUGCAGCUCGUGCAAUUGUUCCGAACGCCCGCUAUCUCCUGAAUAGGUUCGCACGACCGCUUUCGUCUCUGCCUCACUUGGCCUCAACAUCCGAGUCCCACGGUUCAAGUAUUCAACGCGCUCAUUCCGCGCCUUUCCCUAAUCGUACUCAUACUUGUGGCGCACUAACCUCCAAGGAUGUCGGCUCCAAUGUCGUCUUGGCCGGCUGGCUUGUCUCCGAACGCAAGGUCUCAAAAGCCAUGUCCUUCUUCCAGCUGAAGGACUCUUUCGGCCAGACUCAAUUAACUGUGUACAGAGGCUCUAACUCUGACCAACCUUCUCCUCUUGCGCCUCUAUCCGACGUUCCAAUGGAGUCUACUGUCCUUAUACAGGGACAGGUCUCCUUGAGACCCGAGAACCAGAGAAGACCACUGCCAGCAGGUGACAUCGAGGUCAAGGUAAAGAGCUUCACCCUGCUCAAUCCCGCGGAUCGUAACAUGCCCUUCCUUCCCUCCGACACCCAAAAUAUGGCGAACGACGACCUACGUGCCCAAUAUCGUUACCUUGACCUUCGACGCUCAGAGCUCUCCGGCAAUCUUAGGAAAAGAAGCCGAGUAGCCCAUAUCGUGCGCUCAGUUCUAGAUGACCGAGAUUUCGUUGAGAUCGAGACGCCGAUUCUCCUCAAAUCGUCUCCAGAGGGCGCAAGAGAGUUUCUCGUCCCGACCCGGUUAUCGAAAUCCUCACCGUCAGCGUCAGACGACCCGAACGCAAACGCAAACGCCAGCCCAGCGUCUGUUGGGACCGAGCAGGCUCAGGUGCCUCUAUUCUACGCCUUGCCGCAGUCGCCACAACAGCCGAAACAGCUGUUGAUGUGCUCGGGCGGGGUCGAUCGCUACUACCAGCUCGCCAGAUGUUUCCGCGACGAAGACGGGAGGAAGGACAGGCAGCCUGAGUUCACGCAGAUCGAUCUCGAGAUGGCCUUCGUCUCCUGGGGUCGUCGCCAUCAUGACGGCACGGAGUCGGGCGCCAAGCCGGAUACUGAAGAUGGAUGGCGAAUCGGUGGUCAGGAGGUUCGAGAGGUGGUGGAAGACAUUAUUCGGGCUAUUUGGUCAAAGGUUGAGGACGUUGAGUUGCCCGACAGGUUCAGGGUCAUGACCUACAACGAAGCGAUGUCUCGUUAUGGGUCCGACAAGCCCGAUUUGAGAUUCGGCCUUGAGAUCACCGGUACAAACAAACACGACCAGCCCCCUGCCUCUCCCAAGGCAGAGAUUGUGGAGUGUUUUGUUGUGCGCAAAUCCGCAGAUACACCAUUCAUUGAAGCGGCUCGCGAAUGUCCGUUGGAAAAUGCGGUAGAGCGGAUCCUCAUCACAGACCAGACGCCAUCUUCGUGGUUGUCCGAGAGUCGGACGUUCAUGGAUAUGGCCGGGAAGAACCUGCAAACAGACUUACAGACACCCUCCGUGGACCCAGGAGAUGUCGUAUAUCUCUCCAAAAGGCGUCAACGCCCAGAGGGUGGCUCGACCGCACUGGGACGCCAACGAUUGCGCGUAGCCGACUUAGCGCAAGUCACCGGGACGUACGUGCCUCCGAUAUCGCCGUGCUUCCUCUGGAUCACCGAGUUCCCCUUGUUCACGCACGCGGAUGAGGACAAAGACUUCCUCGCGAAAGGGAGAUGGAGCAGCUCGCAUCAUCCUUUCACCGCACCUAUGUGGGAAGACAUCGAUAAGUUGUAUGCAGGGCGAGUAGAUGAGGUCCGUGGACAGCACUACGACCUCGUCCUGAACGGCGUAGAGAUCGGUGGAGGCUCGGUCCGUGUGCAUGACUCGUCCAUGCAAGAACACAUAUUCUCCAACGUACUCAAACUCGAUAACACAGAAAAGGCGACAUUCAACCAUCUCCUCCAUGCCUUGAAAUGUGGCGCGCCUCCUCACGGCGGUAUCGCUCUCGGCUUCGACCGCCUGAUGGCAAUCCUCUGCAAGACCACCUCCAUCCGGGACGUCAUCGCCUUCCCAAAGACGAGUGCAGGCACGGACUUGCUGUUCAAGAGCCCGGCGGCCGUUGCCAGUGAAGACGUGCUACGACAAUACGGCAUUCAGCCUCGGGUUCGACAGUCGCAAACCCGAGCUUUUUCAUUCGCGACAUUCGAUUAGUGAAGAGGGGCCCAACAAUAUCGAGAUGUUGUAGGGAUUUGGAUUUGGUGGGAGGGAUCCUUGAUGCGGAAGGUGGGGACAAUCCGCCGAAAAAGACGAGGGUUGUAGAUACUUGGAAUGUUUGUGUGGCGAGCGGGGGGUGCAGUAAUGUUGAGUGGCUGGUCACCGUUGGUCAGGAGACAGACAGAAGAUGGAUGUUUAUACAAAGCUACAUUAAAUAACGGUGCAUAUAUGUGCAAGGCCUAUCCAGAAUGUGAUAGGACGCUAAAGGCA
Messenger RNA from Stereum hirsutum FP-91666 SS1, 2438 nucleotides. RefSeq lists its product as uncharacterized. The annotation marks the transcript as partial. NCBI's taxonomy places the organism in Eukaryota, Fungi, Basidiomycota, Agaricomycetes, Russulales, Stereaceae. The transcript is spliced from 14 exons. Gene Ontology annotation, biological process: aspartyl-tRNA aminoacylation. Gene Ontology annotation, cellular component: mitochondrion; cytoplasm. The record is from RefSeq and is a predicted model, not a curated record. Gene Ontology annotation, molecular function: nucleic acid binding; ATP binding; aspartate-tRNA ligase activity.